CCAAUGAGCAGCGGGCGUGUUGGCGCCGCGCGCAGGCGCGGUGGGGGCGGGCGGCCGCGGCCUCAUGUGGAGGAGGGAAUUCCAACGGGGGCUGGAGCUGCAGGGGUGAAAUGGCCGCGAAGGUGUUUGAGAGCAUCGGGAAGCUCGGCCUGGGCUUGGCUGUUGCAGGUGGAGUCGUGAAUUCUGCUCUGUACAACGUGGAUGCAGGACACAGGGCCGUGAUCUUCGACCGGUUCCGAGGGGUGCAGGACGUGGUGGUGGGGGAAGGGACCCACUUCCUGAUCCCCUGGGUGCAGAAGCCCAUCAUCUUCGACUGCCGCUCCCGCCCCCGCAACAUCCCCGUCAUCACCGGCAGCAAAGACCUGCAGAACGUGAACAUCACGCUGCGGAUCCUGUUCCGGCCCGUGACGGCGCAGCUGCCGCGCAUCUUCACCAGCAUCGGCGAGGACUACGACGAGCGGGUCCUGCCCUCCAUCACCACUGAGAUCCUCAAGUCUGUCGUGGCUCGCUUUGAUGCUGGAGAGCUGAUCACUCAGAGGGAGCUGGUCUCCAGGCAGGUGAGCGAGGACCUCACGGAGAGAGCGGCGACCUUCGGGCUCAUCCUGGACGACGUGUCCUUGACCCAUCUGACCUUUGGCAAGGAGUUCACAGAGGCGGUGGAAAUGAAGCAGGUGGCCCAGCAGGAAGCAGAGAGAGCCAGAUUCAUUGUGGAAAAGGCCGAGCAGCAGAAGAAGGCAGCUGUGAUCUCUGCUGAGGGGGACUCCAAGGCAGCAGAGCUCAUUGCCAACUCCCUGGCCACGGCCGGGGACGGGCUGAUCGAGCUGCGCAAGCUGGAGGCGGCCGAGGACAUCGCGUACCAGCUCUCGCGCUCCCGCAACAUCACCUACCUGCCCUCCGGACAGUCCGUGCUCCUGCAGCUGCCUCAGUGAGCCCGGCGGCCUCCGCCCCGCCGGCCCAGCCCUCUCCAAAACCAAAUCAUCGCGGUUUCCUCCUUGGUAAAAGCAGAGGAAACGGAAAUCGACCCCUCUUUGAAUUGGUAAUCCAAUAAAAGCGAACGCGCCUUGACACCA
Chiroxiphia lanceolata (lance-tailed manakin) is the source of this 1070-nucleotide messenger RNA. RefSeq names its product prohibitin (gene PHB1). The coding region runs from base 111 to 929 and encodes 272 amino acids. Lineage: Eukaryota; Metazoa; Chordata; Aves; Passeriformes; Pipridae. The transcript is spliced from 7 exons. Gene Ontology annotation, cellular component: membrane; mitochondrion. Gene Ontology annotation, biological process: mitochondrion organization. The record is from RefSeq and is a predicted model, not a curated record.